UUUUAUUCAAAUGUUUAAGUUCAUUUAAUAGCAUUGGAAAGGAUUUGUGCUUGGACUCCGUAGCUUGAUCUAUCUCUGUUAUGUCAGUGUCGUUUAUUCUGUGUACAAGGCACACAUAUUCAUUCCUUAAGUCGUCACUCCCGGCUCUGUUGAGUGACAGCCUACCUAGGUCAUAAUGUCUGACUCAGAAAGUAAUUAUUCCGGUAGCAAUAAAGGGAGUGAUGACGAAAGAGGUUCAGUCAGGUCCAGGUCUAGAUCGAGGUCUGGAAGCCGUUCACCUUCUAGGUCCAGGUCUAGAUCAAGAUCUAGAAGUCGGUCAGGAUCUCGUGCUUCGUCUAGAUCUAGAAGUGGGUCUCCGGCUGGGUCGGAUGGAUCGGAUGUACGUCCAGUAAAACGUAAAAGGAGAUCUCGCUCUAGAUCUGGGUCAGAAGCAGAAGAGGGCAGAGAAGAAGAAGUUGAAGAUGAGCAGGAACCUGAAGGAGAAGACCUUGGAUCUGAUGAAUAUGAUGAAGAGGAAGAUGAAGAAGAAGAUGACCGUCCACGCAAGAAAAAGAAAAAUGACCGCUUUGGUGGUUUUAUUAUUGAUGAGGCUGAGGUUGAUGAUGAAGUGGAAGAUGAAGAUGAAUGGGAAGAUGGUGCCCAGGAAAUUGGUAUUGUUGGUAAUGAAGUGGAUGAAUUGGGACCCACUGCUCAAGACAUUGAAGGGAGGAGACGAAGAACUAAUCUUUGGGAUUCUCAGAGAGAAGAUGAAAUUGAAGAAUACUUGAGGAAGAAGUAUGCAGAUGAAUCAGUUGCUGCUGUACAUUUUGGUGAUGGUGGAGCAGAAAUGUCUGAUGAAAUCACACAGCAAACCCUUCUUCCUGGUGUCAAGGAUCCCAACUUGUGGAUGGUAAAGUGCAGAAUGGGGGAAGAGAAAAAUACUGCUUUGCUUUUGAUGCGGAAGUGGAUCACUUACCAAUUCACCAAUGAGCCAUUGCAAAUUAAGUCUGUUGUUGCCCCUGAAGGAGUAAAAGGGUAUGUGUAUAUAGAAGCAUACAAACAACCUCAUGUGAAAGCUGCUAUCACAAAUGUUAGCAAUUUGCGAAUGGGUAUAUGGAAGCAACAAAUGGUUCCAAUCAAAGAAAUGACAGAUGUUUUACGAGUUGCUAAAGAGCAGACAGGUUUGCGCCCUAAGCAGUGGGUACGCCUCAAAAGAGGUCUAUACAGAGAUGACAUUGCUCAAGUAGAUUAUGUUGACAUAGCGCAGAACCAGGUUCAUUUGAAACUACUCCCUCGUAUUGACUACACCCGUCUCCGUGGUGCCUUACGGACUACACAAGUUGAUAAUGACAAGAAGAAGAAAAAAAAGCGGCCUGCUGCCAAACCAUUUGACCCCGAAGCUAUUCGUGCAAUUGGAGGAGAAGUGACAAGUGAUGGUGACUUCCUCAUAUUUGAGGGAAAUAGAUAUUCCAGAAAGGGUUUCUUGUACAAAAAUUUCAUUAUGAGUGCCAUUAUUUCGGAAGGAGUAAAACCCACUCUAUCGGAACUAGAGCGAUUUGAAGAAGCUCCUGAAGGUGUUGACAUUGAAGUGCCAUCUGGCGCUGCUGGGAAAGAUGAAGCUGUUACUCAUCAAUUCUCAGCUGGGGAUAAUGUAGAAGUGUGUGAAGGAGAAUUGAUGCAUUUGCAAGGUAAAAUUGUGUCUAUUGAUGGCAAUAUGAUAAUUGUCAUGCCCAAGCAUGAAGACCUCACCGACCCACUCGAGUUUCAAGCAUCAGAAUUGCGUAAAUACUUCCGACAAGGAGACCAUGUAAAAGUGCUCGGUGGAAGAUACGAGGGUGAUACAGGCUUGAUUGUUCGUGUUGAAGAAAAUCGAGUUGUUCUCUUCUCUGAUCUCACUAUGCACGAAUUAGAAGUUUUACCUCGUGACUUGCAACUUUGCUCAGAUAGGGCGACAGGUGUUGAUAGUAUGGGUCAGUUCCAAUGGGGUGACAUGGUUAUGCUUGAUGCUCAAACAGUUGGUGUAAUUGUUCGUCUGGAACGAGAGAACUUCCAUGUACUUAGUAUGCAAGGGAAAGUGGUGGAGGCUAAGCCUCAGGCUCUUCAUAAGCGGAAAGAAGCCAGGUUUGCAGCAGCCCUGGACUCGGAGCAUAAUCCUAUUCAUCGAAAAGACAUAGUUAAAGUUAUUGAUGGGCCUCAUUUGGGACAUGAUGGCGAAAUCAAACACAUCUACCGAAAUUUUGCUUUUCUACACUCCCGAACAUACCUUGACAAUGGAGGUAUCUUUGUGUGCAAAGCAAGGCACUUGUUGUUAGCUGGUGGUAGUAAGAACAUUUCUGGAAUGGGAACAGCCAUGGGAGCCACAAACUAUGGUGUUAUAUCGUCUCCACGGAUCUCAUCACCAAUGCAUCCCGGUGGUGGACGGGGCGGUCAGACACCAUCGCGAGGCGGCGGCCGAGGUGGAGGCAGGGGUGGUCAUAAUGUCCGACGUGACAGAGACCUCAUCGGUUCCACCAUCAAGAUCACGGGAGGACCUUUCAAAGGCAAUGUUGGUAUGGUUAAGGAUGCCACAGAAGUUACUGCACGUGUUGAGCUGCAUUCAUCAUGCCAAACCAUAUCAGUUGAUCGUUCCCACAUUGCUGCUGUCGGAGUACCAUCAAAAGAUGGAUCAUUCUCUACAUACGCACGUACUCCAUCAUGGGGCUCUGGACAAACCCCUAUGUACCGCGAAGGCAACAAAACUCCUCUUCAUGGUUCACAGACUCCCAUGUACGAAGUUGGCAACAGGACGCCUCAUUACAGCAGUAUGACACCCUCUCACGAUGGUUCUCGUACUCCUGGUCAGACUGGAGCUUGGGAUCCUACCAUCACAAAUACACCGGCUCACCGCUCCAGUGAUCUAGAUACUUAUUCAUUGGAUGAGGCUUCCCCAUCUCCUGGUUACAAUCCCAACACACCAAGCUAUCAGGCUGGUGGCCCGUACACUCCUCAAACACCUGGAACCAUGUAUGGAUCAGGUUCAGAACAGUCAUAUUCUCCUUCUCCCUUCCAGCCCUCUCCAACAGGAUAUCAAGGCUCUGGUUCUACAUAUGGAGCAACACCUAGUCCGUCUGGAUAUACCCCCUCGCCAUCGGCAGGGAAUCCUUAUGGCACACCAUCGCCCAUUGGCGGCUACAGUCCUAUGACCCCGAGCGGCGCCGCCUCUCCCUACGCCCCGUACACGCCGGGCGGUCCAGUGGAACAGCCACCUCUGCAGGAGUGGGUUACUACUGACAUCGAAGUUCGAAUUCGUGACACUCACGACGAUGCUGGCCUGUGUGGUCAAACUGGCGUGAUCAGAGGCAUUUCUGGUGGUCAGUGUGCUGUGUUCUUACCAGAUGAGGAUCGAACUGUAAACAUUUUGCAAGAGCACCUGGAGCCUGUGGUGCCCCAGCAGGAUGAUUCCAUUAAAGUCAUUCUCGGAGAAGACAGAGAAUCGAUGGGGCGACUGUUGUCGAUCGACAAUCAAGAAGGUGUGGUUGAACUCCGUACUGGAGAGGUAAAAAUGUUGCAGUUAAGGUAUCUAUGUCGCUUGGGAGUUGGACAUUAGGCAGAAAUUUAAUUCCUUUAGCUUUAGAGAACCAUUAGUGUUUUUUUUUUUGUUGUUGUCGUGGAAAUACGUAAGAUAGGUAAAUUCAAUUUUGAUUUAAAUGUCCUGAAAUAAGUUCUGUGUGGUUUUGUGUUAGUUCUUGAACUAAAUCGUGAAGGACUUUAUUUCCUAAAUUAGUGAACAGCUCUUAGUAACAUCAAAAUCUACCCAUGUACAUUAAAUGAACUGGCCGUAGAACAAUGGCAGAGUAUAGAGCCUUCAGAUCCUUUGUGUAUUGAUGUGAGUAAUAUAAUGUAUAAUAAACAAGUAUAUUACUUGAAA
Molecule: messenger RNA, 3886 nt
Organism: Frankliniella occidentalis (western flower thrips)
Lineage: Eukaryota; Metazoa; Arthropoda; Insecta; Thysanoptera; Thripidae
Gene: Spt5
Product: transcription elongation factor SPT5
Exons: 19
Coding region: 176-3565 (1129 amino acids)
Biological process (GO): regulation of transcription by RNA polymerase II; transcription elongation by RNA polymerase II; transcription elongation-coupled chromatin remodeling
Cellular component (GO): DSIF complex
Molecular function (GO): mRNA binding; protein binding
Source: RefSeq, a predicted model, not a curated record